Messenger RNA from Procambarus clarkii (red swamp crayfish), 1089 nucleotides. RefSeq lists its product as uncharacterized. The record is from RefSeq and is a predicted model, not a curated record. NCBI's taxonomy places the organism in Eukaryota, Metazoa, Arthropoda, Malacostraca, Decapoda, Cambaridae.
AUGUCCCAGCUAACAUCUGGAGACUCCCAGCUAACACAGGAGACCUGUAUGAUGUCCCAGCUGACAUCUGGAGACUCCCAGCUAACACAGGAGACCUGUAUGAUGUCCCAGCUGACAUCUGGAGACUCCCAGCUAACACAGGAGACCUGUAUGAUGUCCCAGCUGACAUCAGGGGGCUCCCAGCUAACACAGGAGACCUGUAUGAUGUCCCAGCUGACAUCUGGAGACUCCCAGCUAACACAGGAGACCUGUAUGAUGUCCCAGCUAACAUCUGGAGACUCCCAGCUAACACAGGAGACCUGUAUGAUGUCCCAGCUGACAUCUGGAGACUCCCAGCUAACACAGGAGACCUGUAUGAUGUCCCAGCUGACAUCUGGAGACUCCCAGCUAACACAGGAGACCUGUAUGAUGUCCCAGCUGACAUCAGGGGGCUCCCAGCUAACACAGAAGACCUGUAUGAUGUCCCAGCUAACAUCAGGGGGCUCCCAGCUAACACAGAAGACCUGUAUGAUGUCCCAGCUGACACAGGAGACCUGUAUGAUGUCCCAGCUGACAUCUGGAGACUCUCAGCUAACACAGGAGACCUGUAUGAUGUCCCAGCUGACAUCUGGAGACUCCCAGCUAACACAGGAGACCUGUAUGAUGUCCCAGCUGACAUCUGGAGACUCCCAGCUAACACAGGAGACCUGUAUGAUGUCCCAGCUGACAUCAGGGGGCUCCCAGCUAACACAGAAGACCUGUAUGAUGUCCCAGCUAACACAGGAGACCUGUAUGAUGUCCCAGCUGACAUCAGGGGGCUCCCAGCUAACACAGGAGACCUGUAUGAUGUCCCAGCUGACACAGGAGACCUGUAUGAUGUCCCAGCUGACAUCUGGGGGCUCCCAGCUAACACAGAAGACCUGUAUGAUGUCCCAGCUGACAUCUGGAGACUCUCAGCUAACACAGGGGACCUGUAUGAUGUCCCAGCUGACAUCAGGAGGCUCCCAGCUAACACAGGAGACCUGUAUGAUGUCCCAGCUGACAUCAGGAGGCUCCCAGCUAACACAGAAGACCUGUAUGAUGUCCCAGCUGUGCUCAAGGGAGGUCUGA